CUCGAACGCCUUCGAUUCAAUCUAUUAUCAAAGACUUUCAACAGUCUUUCUCUCUGAAUCUCUUUCUCUCUACUCUUUUCCAUUUCAUAAUUCGGCUUUGAAUACCGAUUCAGAGUUACUAGUUCCCACUUGUCAAUAUUAUAUUAUAUAAUCAAUAAUGGAUGAAGUUGAUUAUUGUUAUUGUUCUUACUUUUCUUUGUACUUUCUGACAAUCCGUUUCAUUAAUCCGUUUAUUUUUCCACAACAUUGUUCACAUCGUGAUCCAUUGUCAUAUAUUUUCAAGCCUUCCGAUCCACUUAUUUGCCUUUCACUUUCGUUUACCGAUUCAAACUUUGCCAUUAUCAUACAAACCUCCAAACCACAUAAUCAUAUCUGUGUCUUAUCCUUCUGUUACCUACAAUCUAUACAUUUUUUUGCAUUACCAUUAUCAAUUCUCCAGUUAAUUAUCCCCUUCCCAAAAGCUAUCCCAGAUUCCUCUUUAGUACCGGUUCUUUCUUUGGAGUUGACCAACACAUUCUUUCUUUUGUGUGGAACAAACAAGAAAAUUCAGUACUGCCUAUUGGAUUGGGUGUUUUCGAAAUUGUGAUCCUGAAUUCUGAUUUCAGGUUUAGACUACUUUCCAGCCGGGCUACUCAUAUUUUUAUCUCUAUUCAAUAGUCCCAAUUUGAAGUUUUUGAUUGCGUAUUUUCAGAUACAAGAGCGUUACAUACAGUUCAAGCUUGUCAACUGGUGAGGGGUUUGGAUUUUACAUGGCUCAUCCUGCUUAUGCCGAAACAUUUUCAUUUGGAGGCUCAAACCAUGCUCAGGGACAACAAGCCGUGCCAUUUCAGACCAACAAGGCUUCCCUUAAGGUUUUGCUUUUACAUGGGAACUUAGAUAUUUGGGUCAGGGAGGCCAAAAACCUUCCUAAUAUGGAUAUGUUUCAUACCAAAUUAGGGGGCAUGUUUUCAAAACUUACUGGGAAGGUUAGCAACAAAAUCGAGGGGCAAAUGUCUACUGCAAUAACCAGUGAUCCAUAUGUCACAGUAUCUGUAUCAGAUGCUGUAAUUGGGAGAACUUAUGUGAUUAGUAACACUGAGAACCCUAUUUGGAUGCAGCAUUUUAAUGUUCCUGUUGCACAUUAUGCCGCGGAAGUGCAUUUUGUUGUCAAAGAUAGUGAUGUUGUUGGCUCGCAGAUUAUGGGUGCUGUGGGGAUUCCAGUGGAGCAAUUAUGCUCUGGCAUGAAAAUUGAGGGAACCUUCCCCAUCCUUAAUGCCAGUGGGAAACCUUGUAAGGCUGGAGCUGUAUUGAGUUUAUCAAUUCAAUACACCGCAGUGGGAAAAGUGAGCCUAUAUCAUGGAGUAGGUUCAGGUUCUGAUUACCAAGGAGUCCCUGGGACGUACUUUCCACUUAGGAGAGGUGGGAAAGUCAUACUAUAUCAAGAUGCUCAUGUUAAUGAUGGUUGUCUUCCAAAGUUGAAGCUUGAAGGUGAUGUUCAGUAUGUGCACGGGAAUUGUUGGCGCGACAUCUUUGAAGCUAUAAGUCAGGCCCGCCGUUUGAUAUACAUUGUAGGGUGGUCUGUGUACCACAAGGUUAGACUAAUUCGAGAUGGUACUAAUGAAACGGAUUGCAUGUUAGGCGAUCUUCUCAAAAUGAAGUCACAGGAAGGUGUAAGGGUGCUGCUCCUUGUAUGGGACGAUCCUACUUCUAGGAGCAUUUUCGGAUAUAAAACGGAUGGGAUCAUGGGCACCAGUGAUGAGGAAACUCGUCAUUUUUUCAAGCAUUCGUCAGUUAAAGUGCUACUCUGCCCUCGAUCUGCUGGAAAAGGUCAUAGCUGGGUCAAGAAGCAGGAAGUUGAAACAAUCUAUACCCAUCAUCAGAAAACAGUAAUUGUAGAUGCUGAUGCAGGUCAGUAUAAAAGAAAGAUCAUGGCAUUUGUUGGAGGUCUUGAUUUAUGCAUGGGCCGAUAUGAUACUCCAAUACAUCCUCUUUUUAGUACUUUACAAACAGUGCACAAAGAUGACUACCAUAAUCCUAACUUCACGGAGUCUGCUGCUGGCUGUGCCAGAGAACCAUGGCAUGAUUUGCAUUGUCAUAUUGAUGGACCAGCUGCAUAUGAUAUUCUCACCAACUUUGAGGAGCGCUGGUUAAAGGCAUCAAAAGUCCACGGGAUUCGAAAGCUAAAAGCCUCAUAUGAUGAUGCAUUACUCAAGAUUGAAAGAAUUCCCGACAUUGUUGGGAUAGCAGAUUUUCCUCACCAAAGUCAGAAUGGUCCAGGGGAUUGGCAUGUACAGGUUUUCCGUUCAAUUGAUUCCAAUUCUGUGAAGGGAUUUCCAGAGGACCCAAAAGAUGCUACAAACAGGAAUCUUCUAUGCGGGAAGAAUGUACUAAUAGACAUGAGCAUACAUGUAGCAUAUGUGAAGGCGAUCCGUACUGCCCAGAAAUUCAUUUAUAUUGAGAACCAGUACUUCCUUGGGUCGUCAUACAACUGGGAUUCUCACAAAGACUUAGGUGCUAACAAUUUAAUACCGAUGGAAAUUGCCCUCAAAAUUGCCAACAAAAUAAAAGCAAACGAGAGGUUCUCUGCAUAUAUUAUCAUCCCAAUGUGGCCAGAAGGUGUUCCCACAAGCACUGCCGUUCAGCGGAUUCUCUAUUGGCAGCAUAAAACGAUGCAAAUGAUGUAUGAAAUGAUUUACAAGGCUUUAAAGGAGGUUGGACUUGAGAACAAGUAUGAGCCACAAGACUAUCUGAAUUUCUUUUGCCUUGGAAAUCGUGAGGCAGCAAGCAGGGAAGACAGUCUAGACACAAGAAAUUCUGCUGCAGAAAAGACUCCUCAAGCACUGACUCGGAAAAGUAGGCGUUUUAUGAUAUAUGUGCACUCAAAAGGAAUGAUAGUGGAUGAUGAGUAUGUGAUACUGGGGUCCGCAAAUAUCAAUCAGCGGUCCAUGGAAGGCACCAGAGACACUGAAAUAGCAAUGGGUGCAUAUCAGCCUCAUCAUACCUGGGCAAGCAAAGUUUCUGGUCCACGUGGACAGAUCUAUGGAUAUAGAAUGUCGUUAUGGGCGGAGCAUGUCGGGGCAAUCGAAGAGUGUUUCAAGCAACCAGAGAGCCUUGAAUGUGUGAGACAAGUACGGUCCAUGAGCGAGCGCAACUGGAGACAAUAUGCAGCUGAUGAGGUAACAGAAAUGAAGGGCCACCUGUUAAAGUAUCCACUUCAAGUUGAUCGAACGGGCAAGGUGAAGCCUCUUCCUGGCUCUGAGACAUUCCCCGACGUGGGCGGGACUAUUACUGGGACAUUUACAGCUAUUCAAGAAAAUCUGACCAUCUGAUCAACUUAAUGAUACUCAUCAUGCAAGAUGGCUGACAAUUUUCUCCAAUUUAAGUCCUCCAGUGAAGAGUAUGUUCGAGUCUUUGACAUUAACUUGAAUUCCAUAGGCUAUUUGCUUAAUGUUUGGAAGGAAAAAAAGAAACGGGUUUUUUCUUUUUCUUAGAGCUUUAAUAAAAAUAACCAAGAAAACAAGAAAGAACAAAACUAGAGAGCCUUGUUUUUUUGUCGACUCUGAAUAUUUUACUGAAAUGGUUAUUGGACCUU
This is a messenger RNA of Juglans microcarpa x Juglans regia, 3571 nucleotides long. Its product is annotated as phospholipase D beta 1-like. Gene Ontology annotation, biological process: phosphatidylcholine metabolic process; phospholipid catabolic process. Lineage: Eukaryota; Viridiplantae; Streptophyta; Magnoliopsida; Fagales; Juglandaceae. The transcript has 10 exons. Gene Ontology annotation, cellular component: plasma membrane. The coding region runs from base 750 to 3308 and encodes 852 amino acids. Gene Ontology annotation, molecular function: D-type glycerophospholipase activity; calcium ion binding. The record is from RefSeq and is a predicted model, not a curated record.